Scheffersomyces amazonensis is the source of this 3643-nucleotide messenger RNA. It is a transcript of the gene APC1, whose product is annotated as anaphase promoting complex subunit 1. Gene Ontology annotation, molecular function: molecular adaptor activity. Gene Ontology annotation, cellular component: anaphase-promoting complex. The record is from RefSeq and is a predicted model, not a curated record. Lineage: Eukaryota; Fungi; Ascomycota; Pichiomycetes; Serinales; Debaryomycetaceae. The transcript has a single exon. Gene Ontology annotation, biological process: protein K11-linked ubiquitination; metaphase/anaphase transition of mitotic cell cycle; anaphase-promoting complex-dependent catabolic process. The coding region runs from base 136 to 3366 and encodes 1076 amino acids.
AGAGUUAUUGUAUGUGAUAAAUUAGGUAAAUUUUCAACACUUCGAAUAAUUUUAGAACCAACUGAUGAAUGUGUAUUUAAUUGUUUAAAAUGUUUUAAAUAUUUAUCAGGAUCAAAAAUUAAUGAAAGUAUUUGGAUGCUUUGGAGAUCAGCGGUUAUGUUAGAAGAAAAUAAAGAUGAAUGGAAAGCAUUUAUAAUUACUUUAUUAUCAUUUAUUUAUCCAUUUAAUGAUGAAAUUAUUUCAGUAACUAAUGAAAUUACUAAAUUAUUACCUCAAGCUAAAUUCUUACAACAAAUAUCUCAACUUAAUUAUCAAUUAUUAGAUUUAAUUCCUUAUAUUACUAUAUCAUUACAUUUAUUAAGAGAAGAACUUCGAUUAGAUCGUACAAGUAAAUUAAAAUUAAAAAAAUUUGAUAUAUUAUUAACUCAAUUAUGUACUUGGAUGGGUUGGCCAGAUAUUUGGACAAAAUAUUAUAUGAUUGAUCAUAAAAUUAUUGAUAAUAAUAUUAAAUUUUUACUGACAUUAAUUAUUGAAACUCCUCCUAAUUUAUUUUUAUCUUUAACCAGUUUAUUUGGUAUGAGUAAUAAUAAUAUAAUUAGAUAUAUAACAUUUUCUCAACUUGUUGAAGAAGGUGAUUCAAUUGAUGCAUUAAUAACUCCUCGAACUUAUUAUAUUUUAAAAUUAUUUGAAAUUAUUGUUUCACCUAAUUUUGGUUCAAAUGUAGUAGUUGAUAUGAUGUCAGAAUAUAAACUUACAAAGGGAGAUUUAGAAACUUAUCCUCCUGGAAUUUCUAUACCUUUAAAAGAAGCAAUUCUGUUAGCUCAAGAAAAUCCUUCAUUUGAAUGGGGGAAUUCUGAAUUAGAAUUAAUUGGUAGAAAAGAUUUAAGUUUAUAUAAACAAGGUUUAACAAUUACUUCAGCAAUUAUUGAUAAUGAAAUAAAAGAUUUAAAUCAAUUACUUUCUGGUUUACUUAAUCCAAUUGAAGGUUUAUCAGCUUGGGAUGGUCAAUCAGAAGCUGAUAGAAUAGCUAUAACAAAAUUAAUAUUUGAUUAUGAUAGAAGAUUCUUUGAAAUUACAACUUUAUUACAUCAAACAAGAAUUCAAACGGCUUCAUUAUUAAUUAAUGUUGAUGGUAUACCCGAAUAUGAAUUAUAUGAAAAGCAAAGAAAUUUAGCCGCUCUUAUUGCAUUAAGAACUUUAACAAUUCCUUUAGGUAGAGCUAUAUUAUUUUAUUCAAGUAGGAAACCUUUAUUAACUGAAAAGUUUCCUAUACCUAAAUUUAAUUUUAAUUCAUUAAUAGCUCCACAAAUGACAAAUAUUGUAUUAAAUGAUUCUUCAUUACCUCCAAAAAUAUGUGAAUGGGGACAUUUUCAUAAUGGAGUUUCAUCAGGUUUAAGUAUAAGUAAAGAAGCUAAGGGGAUUUCUGGAAGUUGGAUUAUAUUUAAUAAACCUCCUGAAUUAAAUGCUCAACAUGCUGGAUUCUUAUUAGGACUUGGAUUAAAUGGUCAUUUAAAGAAAUUAGAAGAAUGGCAUAUUUAUAAUUAUCUUGGUCCUAAGCAUCCUUUAACUAGUGUAGGAUUAUUAAUUGGAAUGGCUGCAAGUUCAAGAGGUACUAUGGAUAAUAAAUUAACUAAAGUAUUAUCGGUUCAUGCCGUAGCACUUUUACCUCAAGGAGCUAAUGAUUUAAAUGUUCCAAUAAUGGUUCAAACUGCAGGAUUAAUUGGAAUUGGAUUAUUAUAUUUAGAAACUCAACAUCGUCGUAUGAGUGAAAUUUUAUUAUCUCAAAUUACAAGUGCAGUAUAUCAAAAUGAUAUUGAACAAGUUCAUGAAGGUUAUAGAUUAGCCGCAGGAAUUUCAUUAGGAUUUGUAAAUUUAGGUAAAGGAGAUGAUUUAAGAGGAUUAAAUGAUACUCAUGUAGUUGAUAAAUUAUUAUCAUUAGCCGUAUCAAUGAAAGAUUAUCAACCAAUUCAAGAACUUGAUAAAUCUUGUUGUGGAGCUGUAUUAGCACUUGGAUUUAUUUAUAUGAAAACUGAAAAUCAUGCCAUGGCUGAAAAAUUAAAAGUUCCAAUGAGUGAACAAUUACUUGAUUAUAUUCGUCCUGAUUUAUUAUUUUUAAGGUGUAUAUCAAGAAAUUUAAUUAUUUGGAAUUCUAUUUCUAAUACAAUUGAAUGGGUAGAAUCUCAAUUUCCUCCAUUAAUUAAUCAAAUAAAAGAUGAUUUAGAUAGUGAUCAAUUAGCUUAUUUUAAUAUUUUAGGUGGUACUUGUUUAUCUAUUGGAGUUAAAUAUGCUUCAACUCAUGAUUUAAUUGCUCGUGAUACUUUAUUACAUUAUUUAGAUGAAUUAAUGAAAAUUACUUCAAAAGAAGCAAUCAAUUAUGAUCAAAAAAUUGCUUAUCAUGGAGCAUGUAAUAUGCAAAAUCUUAUUGCUUUAUCAUUAUCAAUAGUUAUGGCAGGUAGUGGAGAUUUAGAAGUAUUUAGAAGAUUAAGAGUAUUAUAUAAUGAUACAACUAAAGAAAUUGGUUAUGGAUAUUAUAUGUCUAUAAAUACAGCAUUAGGAUUUUUAUUCUUAGGAGGUGGACAAUUUGCCUUUAGUAAUUCUAAUUUUGCCAUUGCUUGUUUAAUUAUAUCACUUUAUCCAAUUUAUCCUAAUGAAAAUAGUGAAAUUGAAGUUCAUUUACAAGCAUUUCGACAUUUUUGGUCUUUAUCAGUUGAACCUCGAUGUUUAAUUGUUAGAGAUGUUAAUUCUCAAAAUCCUUGUAAAAUUCCCGUUAUUAUAUCAUUAAAGGAUGGACAAAUUAAAGAAACUUUAUCACCAUGUUUAUUACCAAAUCUUAAUGAUAUUGAAACUAUUGAAACUCGAUCAGCUGAUUAUUUUAAUACUCAAAUUGAUUUCCAAUUAAAUUCUGCAUAUCUUGAAACUUUUAAAAAAUCUUUAACAAUAUUAGUAUAUAAGAAAAAGAAUUAUUCUAUAUUAAAAUCAACUGAAAGUAUACUUAUUAAGAAUGAAAAUAAAACUCUUCAAAUUAAUAAUGGAGAAAUUUCAGUUAAUGAAGAUAUGACAAAAUUACUUAAUUUACAAGUUAUUAAAAAACUAGGAGAUUUUGAAAAGAAACAAUUGACUUAUGAAAGUAUUGAAUCUGAAGAUAAUUAUAAUUAUACUCAUAAUGAUUUAUCAUUAUUUAAGAUUAUAGAUGAUCAAUUAGAUCUUGAAAAAAUGUCAACUCUGCCAACUUCUACUGAAGAUCUUUGGAAUUUAAAGUUACUAUUUGCAUUUACUGAUACAUUACUUAAUGAUAAUCUUCAUUAUUUAUCGGUAGAAUUUGUACAACAGCUUAAACAACAACUCUGGAAGUUAUCCAAUGGUUGAUAUAUAUAGAGCUAUAGUAGGCUAUAGUAGGCUAUAGUAGAGCUAUAGAGCUAUGGUAGUAUAUGCUAUAUAGUAGAGUAUAGAGUAGUGUAUGUAACAGUAUAUUACAUAUAGUAUAUAUCGUACAUAACAUACACUAUAUAAAACAUACCCACAGUAUAGUGUAUAUAAACAUAGUGCGUAUUGUAAUAGCAUAUAAUAUAGUGUAUAUAUAGAGCAUAUAGUAUAGUGUAUAUAUAAUAAUAUAGUGUAUAUAUAAUAAUAUAGUGUGUAUAUA